Molecule: messenger RNA, 558 nt
Organism: Echinops telfairi (small Madagascar hedgehog)
Lineage: Eukaryota; Metazoa; Chordata; Mammalia; Afrosoricida; Tenrecidae
Gene: MCUR1
Product: mitochondrial calcium uniporter regulator 1
Exons: 8
Coding region: 1-558 (185 amino acids)
Biological process (GO): positive regulation of mitochondrial calcium ion concentration; calcium import into the mitochondrion
Cellular component (GO): mitochondrial inner membrane; mitochondrion
Source: RefSeq, a predicted model, not a curated record
AUGAUUGCAAAUUCUCCUCGAGAGCUCAGCCUCUCCGCUGGGUCCCUGCAGCUGGAGCGCAAGAGGAGGGAUUUCACCUCAUCUGGGACGCGGAAGUUCUUCUUUGACACCCAUGCCUUAGUCUGCUUACUUGAAGAAAAUGGGUUUACCACCCAGCAAGCAGAGAUUGUCGUGUCUGCGCUGGUCAAGAUCACAGACGCCAACUUGGACAUCGUCUACAGAGAUAUGGUCCACAAGACGCAGCAGAAAAUCAAGCUUGAACUGCUUCAGUUGAAACAACAAGUGAUGGAUGAAGUGAUCAAAGUCCGAACGGAUACCAAAUUAGACUUCAGCCUCGAAAAGAGCAGAGUGAAAGAACUGUAUUCGUUGAAUGAAAGGAAGCUGCUCGAAAUGAGGACAGAAGUUGUGGCUUUGCAUGCGCAGCAGGAUCGCGCGCUCACUCAGACCGACCGGAAGAUUGACACGGAGGUUGCCGGCCUUAAAACCAUGCUCGAGUCGCACAAGCUUGAUAAUAUUAAGUAUUUAGCAGUCAUAAACACUGAUGGAAUUCUGCACUAG